Elaeis guineensis (African oil palm) is the source of this 673-nucleotide messenger RNA. RefSeq lists its product as uncharacterized. Gene Ontology annotation, cellular component: nucleolus; sno(s)RNA-containing ribonucleoprotein complex; P-body. The record is from RefSeq and is a predicted model, not a curated record. Gene Ontology annotation, molecular function: RNA binding. Gene Ontology annotation, biological process: maturation of SSU-rRNA; mRNA splicing, via spliceosome. NCBI's taxonomy places the organism in Eukaryota, Viridiplantae, Streptophyta, Magnoliopsida, Arecales, Arecaceae.
AAGAGAUUCGAAGUCUGUUGACUGCCCCUGCUUUCCAACCGCGAUAGAAAGCCAGAAAGAGAGAUGAGCGGCGGUGCAGGGGGUGGUGGUGGCGGUGGCGCGGUGAAGACGCCGGCGGACUUCCUGAAAUCCAUCCGGGGGCGGCCGGUCGUCGUCAAGCUCAACUCCGGCGUCGACUACAGAGGUAUUCUAGCUUGUUUGGAUGGAUAUAUGAAUAUUGCAAUGGAGCAAACAGAAGAAUAUGUCAAUGGUCAACUUAAGAACAAAUAUGGGGAUGCUUUUAUAAGAGGAAAUAAUGUUCUCUAUAUCAGCACCUCAAAAAGGACUCUUGCGGACGGGGCAUGAUGGUGCUGCUGUGAAAUUUCAAUUUGUGCAUGGUGUACCCAAAUCAAAGAAUAUUUGUAGCUCUAUCUGAUUUGAUAGAACAGAUUGGCACAGCAGAUCUUUGCUCUUCAACAUAAUUUUAGAUUGGUGUUUGGGAAGUUGAUGCUCAAUGUCGUAGUGGCAUAUUACUUUAAGCUGCAAUUACCAGCCUGCAUCUGAUUUCUUUUUUUUUCUUUUAAUGGGGUUUUAUCUCUACUUAAAAGCAUGCUUGUGUGCAAGGUGCUGUAUCUGAUAUAUGAUGCUGCUUUUGGGCUUUUACAAAUAUUGAAGCGUGAAGACACUUUGUUCA